AUGAGUCUUCAAGCUUGUGUUAAUGUACAAAUUCCCAAAUGGUUCAGUGGUCUCAAUGGGCAAGCUUUGUUUCUAGAUACUGAAGGAAACUUCAUACCUGAACGUGUUCGGCAAAUAGCUUCUGCAUUGGCAGAUCAUUGUAAACAUCAUUAUAUUGAAUCAAAUCCGGAAAGAACAGAUGAAUCUUUCAUUAAACAAUAUUGUCCAACUGUUGAAAGUCUAAUGUCUGGAAUUCACUACAUACGAAUAACUGAUCAUUUGAAGUUAUUAGCUGUUUGUCGACAUUUAGAACAAUUUUGUGACCAACAUCCUUUGAUUCGAUUGAUUGUGGUUGACAGUAUCGCUCUCCCGUUUCGUUACGAUUUUGACGAUAUUCCUCAGCGUAAUAGAUUAUUGGCAAGUGUAACACAAAUGUUGCUCUGCGUUGCUGGGCGUCAACAAGCUGCGGUUAUUCUUACAAAUCAAAUUACAACUAAAUUCGAUGCGAAAGAUUUGAAUUCAAAACAAUUUGAUUGUAUCAUAGAAGAGAAAGUUGUAAAAGAACAAUGCAGAAACGAUCAAAAUUCAUAUCUAGUACCUGCACUUGGAGAUAGUUGGGGGCAUAUUUGUUCUCUCCGUGUUUUCUUGACACGUUUAACUACAGGUAUUCGUCAGGUAACACUGCUGAAACAUCCUGGAAGACCAUAUGGUGUUGGGUAUUAUCAAAUUACAACUGGUGGUAUUCGUGAUCUUGUUCAAAACAAUAAAUGUAAUAAACACUUGCCAGAGUAA
Molecule: messenger RNA, 771 nt
Organism: Schistosoma margrebowiei
Lineage: Eukaryota; Metazoa; Platyhelminthes; Trematoda; Strigeidida; Schistosomatidae
Source: the annotation of a GenBank genome assembly